AUGCUUGAAGAGUCUGCCUUUAAAGACUCAAAAAUUGGCUUGACCCCAAUGGAUGAAAGACCGCUGUUGUCUCCAGAUGCAGAUGUAGAGUCUGUUGAUAAAAUAGAAUACCACUCGAUAAUUGGUUCUCUAAUGUACUUGACUGCAAGUAGACCUGAUAUCAUGUUUGUUGUGUGUCAAUGUGCUCGUUAUCAGGCUAAUAUUAAACAUUCUCAUUUAAUUGUUGUUAAAAGGAUUUUUAGAUAUCUUAAAGGUAGCCCUAAGCAGGGUCUUUGGUAUCCCAAAAAUCUUGAUUUUGAUUUAUAUGCAUUUGUUGACAACAAUUAUGGAGGAUGUGAACUUGACAGGAAAUCAACAUUGGGAGGGUGCCAAUUUUUAGGAGGACGGUUGGUGUCAUGGCAAUGUAAGAAACAACAAACUAUGCCCACUUAA
Messenger RNA from Lactuca sativa (garden lettuce), 432 nucleotides. The record is from RefSeq and is a predicted model, not a curated record. Lineage: Eukaryota; Viridiplantae; Streptophyta; Magnoliopsida; Asterales; Asteraceae.